AUGGAGACAGAAGCGAGAGGCGGCAUGGAUACCGCUUUGUACAAGGCCGCGACGCAAGGGAACGUGGGGAGCCUGAGGAAGCUGGUGGAGAAAGACGUCAAGAUCCUCAACUCCAAGACGCCGCAGUACAACACGGCGCUCCACCUGGCCGCCUUGCACGGCCACGCCGAGUUCGCCCGCGAGGUCCUCGCCGUGAGCGAGGAGCUGAUCGUCGCCAGGAACGCCGACGGCGACACCGCGCUGCACCUAGCCGCCAAGACGGGCAGGCUGAAGGUGGCGGAGCUGCUCGUCGGCCUCGCGCGGGCCUGGCCGGACGAGCCCCCUGAUAAUAAUGACCAACAGGGAGGGCAACAACCCGCUGCACGAGGCGGUGCUGCACCGCAAGACCGCCGUGGCGCUGGCGCUGCUGGACGCCGACUGCAGCCGCGCCUACGACCUCAACGAGAAGAUGGAGUCCCCGCUGCACAUGGCCGCCCGCGAGGGCCUCAUCCAUGUCGUCCGCAAGGUAUUCGAUUUCGCCUGGGUCGAGCCGGCGGAGUACCUGCCAUCUGCCGCCGUCAGCGGCACGGCUCUGCACCAGGCCGUGCUCGGCGGACACACCACCGCAACAAGGAUGGGCAAUCCCCGCUGCACGUCGCCGCUCAGUACGGCUCGACGGACGCUGUCAAGGCGCUGCUCCGGCACUGCUCCGAUGUGGCCGAGAUGGUGGACAUCAACGGCCGCAACGCCUUCCACGCCUCCGUCAUCAGCGGCAAGGCGAACGCGCUCAGGUGUCUGCUCCGCCGCGUCCGUCCCUCGGAGCUGCUCAACUGCGCCGACAAAAACGGCCACACGCCACUGCACCUCGCCGCCAAGAUAAACCACGUUGAGUGCGGGCAGCUGCUUCUCAACGACCGCCGCGUCGACCCCUGCGUCCGCGACGGAGACGGCCUGACGGCGCGCUGCCUCGUGGAGAAACGGAUGCGCACCGGCGUGACGGAUACCUACCAGAUGCACUUCUGGAAUCAGCUCAAGCAGGAGUCCAAGACGGGCAAGGGGCAGUUAUUGCCGCCCUCUAGCAUCCGAAGCAAACGCAGGCCCCUCGACGACAAAGACUUCGACAAGGUCGUCGAUGCCUACUUCCUCGCCGCCACCCUCAUCGCCACCGUCACCUUCGCUUCCACCUUCACCAUGCCCGGCGGCUACGACCAGGCCAAGGGCAUCGCCCUUCACGGUCACAACAGCGCGUUCAAGAUUUUCGUAGUCUCGAAUAGCGUCGCCAUGUGCAGCUCCAUCGUCGUCAUAUUCUUGCUCAUCUGGGCAAGGCAGGAGACCGCGAUUCUGAGGCUCCACUACCUCGUGUGGAGCCAAAAGCUGACCAUCGUCGCCUGCCUCGCUAUGCUCCUCUCGCUCAUGACCGCCGUCUAUAUCACCGUGGCGCCGAGACAGCGCCGUGGCCUGCCUAUGCUGUCAUAG
Miscanthus lutarioriparius is the source of this 1455-nucleotide messenger RNA. NCBI's taxonomy places the organism in Eukaryota, Viridiplantae, Streptophyta, Magnoliopsida, Poales, Poaceae. The record is from the annotation of a GenBank genome assembly.